Molecule: messenger RNA, 2746 nt
Organism: Betta splendens (Siamese fighting fish)
Lineage: Eukaryota; Metazoa; Chordata; Actinopteri; Anabantiformes; Osphronemidae
Gene: il12rb2l
Product: interleukin 12 receptor, beta 2a, like
Exons: 15
Coding region: 187-2307 (706 amino acids)
Biological process (GO): cytokine-mediated signaling pathway
Cellular component (GO): external side of plasma membrane; signaling receptor complex
Molecular function (GO): cytokine binding; cytokine receptor activity
Source: RefSeq, a predicted model, not a curated record
GGCGUGUCAAUGGCGCCCCUGGAAGUGGGCGGAGCCAUCGGACCAACUACUGCCUGCGAAAGGACUGAAACUUUUACAAUUCAACAACACCGGUGUGUUUUUAAAUUCCGUUUUACGCCGCUACACGAUGUGCGACUGGCUUUGGCUGUCUCAUUAUGAGACACUAGAGCCCCGGGUCCAAAUGUAAUGGCCACACUAAGGUCAAGGUGGCUUCUGUCCAUCUUGCUGUUCAGUCUACCACAUUGCUUUGCGAACUCCGUUUCCCCUACUCCUCCUUCUGAUCCUGACUGCUUUUUCCCAUGUGAUGAAAACACCUGUGAAGUGAAUAUUCAAUGUACUUGGGAUCCCAGGUUGGACCCUCAGUUCCCAAGUAACUACAGCCUGCACUGGGAGACUGCAAACAGCGGGGAGGGUUAUGUGAUCAGCGAAACCAGGUGGAAUGGUUCUAUCCGUCGUGAAGACUUUCAAAGGAAUGAAGAGCUUCAUGUUUGGGUUGAAGCUAAGAACCAAAAUGGGUCUGCCAGAUCUCAGAAGGUUACAUUUAACACAGAAGAUAUCAACAAACCACCUCCUCCCGAGAUCCACCACCAGGAGCCAUUAGAAAUUGAGUGGAAUUCUACAUGUCAGACUCACCUUCCUAUCAAAUCUUGUGAGGUUCGGUAUCGGACUGAGGCGAAUCCAGUAUGGCUUCCGCCUGAGGAUGGGUUCAUAAGGAGCUACGCUUUGGAGGGAAAUCAGUCCUGCAUAGUCUACGAGAUUCAAGUUCGCUGUGCAUGUGAAAAAGGGAAGACAAGUAACUGGAGUAAAAUCCUCAGAGUACCGUUCCUAGAGAAAGUCCCCUCUGGGCAGCUAGACAUAUGGACAGACUGUGGGUCUUUCCCUACAGGCUUUGACUGUGUUCUGAUGUUGAAAAAACUUCCUGUAUCUCAGACCUGUGGCACCGUUCUGAAAUACGAAAUCAAAUUGUCUUACAAAAAUGCCACCGUGUUGCCAUUGAAUGUGUCAGCAGAAGGACCAAGCAGUCAACUGGUGUGUGAUGGGAUGCUGUGCUACCUCAACACCUCUCUUAAAGAUGUGUCAUCAGUCAGCGCAUCAGUGUUCAACAGCCAUGGUGGCACUGUUCCUGCUUAUAUAGCAAUGCCAGUACAAGAUAAAGAGAGAGAUGAACAAACUUUUGAUGCCAAGAUGGAUGAAGAAAACCUCACUGUGUCCUGGGAUCUGACCCCUCACCUUUCUUAUAACUUAAGUGAAAUUGUAGUACAAUACAAACAAGCAGGGCGUCCCCCAGGCCAAGGAUUUGACUGGAUCAAAGUGAACAAGUCAAAAACUGGAUAUUUCAAAGGUCACUUUAACAAACUGACACCAUACAUCGUGUCACUGUUUACAGUAUCACAGAGCAGAGAAAUCUAUCGUCUCUCAUCCGUUAUUGCUUAUGCUUCGCAAGGAACUCCUCCCCAAGUUCCAUCAUUUAGAGUGUUUUCUAUUGCUGCCACUCAUGUGACCUUGUUUUGGGAGUCCAUCCCACUGUCUCAGCAGAAUGGGGUGAUCCAGUACUACCAAAUAGGAGUUGAUGAACACAAUGUGCACAACGUGAAAUCAGCCACUUGGUAUCAAAAUUAUACCUUUGAUGUAAAUCAUCUGAAUCCAGACCAGGAUUAUAAAGUGUGGAUUAGAGCUGUGACUGCAGCUGGACCUGGAGAAAAUAAUACAACCAACUUUAAGACAAAGCAGGAAGAAACGUCCGGGUAUAUAAUUAUCUUAUGUUUUGUACUGGCAAUAAGUGUGAUUUUUGUAUUUGCUGUAUUCAGUUUGUAUCGAGGAGAAAGAAAAGCAUGUUCGUCGUUGCUGCAUGUUUUGUGUAAAAAAGUGCCAGAUCCCCGCAAUAGCCGCAUAUGCAGAAACAUGAAGCCCCAGAAUAAUGACUCUUCGGCAUGGAUUUGUAAACCCGCGUAUGAGCCGAAUCCCGAGAUUGUGGAAUUGGAAAUUGUUGAAGAUCAACCUGGGGCUUCUAAGUCUGCACAAAAGAAAACAUCUAUCCUGAAUGGACAUGUGUCAACACUGGAAGAUAGAUGUUCACAGAACAGUCAGGAAACUCAGAAAGAGGAUGUUAUCACAGAAGACUGUGACAGAACUGCCCAUAGAUAUGAAAGAGAGGAGUACAGUAAAAUGGUUGACUCUGAUGAGGAGAAGGAGAAAGUAGGAGAGGAAGACAGUGAUGAUUGUUCAGAUUCAUCAGAUGAAGACUUUACUUCAGGUUAUGAAAAGCACUUCAUGCCCACUGUUAGGGAAAUACUGGAAGUGUCAUGAUGUCCCUAUGUUUGAUGAUCAAUAUUCUAAUGAGAUAUGGAUAUGUUUUUUCUGUGCAAAAUAUGUUUAGUAUGAAACACUUUCUUUGUAGUGUAUUUUUUCUACAAGGUCUUGAUUUUUAUGAGAUUUAUGAAGCUAAUGACGUGUACUAUUUGGUUGUUUUUUGUCUUACGUUUUCUAUUUCAAGUCCAUCUCAUUUUUUAUGACUUAUGGUGAGCAACGUGCAAAAUUGACAAAAAUGCAUGGAUACACUGACAGUUGGAUGUGAUCUAAUUCACACACAAUGUAUAAGCAUCUUAAGUACAAUAAAACAUUGAGUUUGCAACAGUACUUUGGCAUUUUAAGUAGUAUUAAACACAUUUUUAAAGAUGUUUGUGAAACUCAUGUUAAAUGUUGUAUUUUAAGUGUCAUGUUUGAUUAAAUAAACUAUUUUAACAAG